Larimichthys crocea (large yellow croaker) is the source of this 1774-nucleotide messenger RNA. Its product is annotated as phosphoribosyl pyrophosphate synthase-associated protein 1. The transcript has 11 exons. Gene Ontology annotation, biological process: 5-phosphoribose 1-diphosphate biosynthetic process; purine nucleotide biosynthetic process. Lineage: Eukaryota; Metazoa; Chordata; Actinopteri; Sciaenidae. Gene Ontology annotation, cellular component: ribose phosphate diphosphokinase complex; cytoplasm. The record is from RefSeq and is a predicted model, not a curated record. Gene Ontology annotation, molecular function: ATP binding; ribose phosphate diphosphokinase activity; magnesium ion binding. The coding region runs from base 386 to 1573 and encodes 395 amino acids.
GCGGUGAGUUCGGUGAGUUCGGUGAGUUCGGUGAGUUCGCGGUACCGGCGGAGUCCUGAAGUCUGACUCCUCGUCACUUCGUGUCCACGCUCACUAAAGCCGCCGUGUCGGUGUGGACCCGCUGACCCCGCAUGGACACGCACCGCUCGGCUCUCCGUGUGCUCUCGCUGGGCUGCUAGACCCGGCUCGUAGACCCGGCUCGUAGACCCGGUUCGUAGACCCGGCUGGUUCGGUUGGUUCCGCUCGCCUGUCGCCAUUGUUCCGGUACCAAGCUUCACUUUAACCUGAGCGCGCGCGGAGGAGCCGUUUAACUCACGCGCGUGCUCAGGUGUGUGUUUGUUUUGGACCCCGCUUCCUGCCGCAGGCUGACUCCGCCCACAGGAACAUGCCCAUCCGGCGCUUCGGGGGCCACAGGUCUCUGGUGUCCCACGCGCCGAAGCUUUCUUACGGAUACACGAAGAUGAACGUCUCGCGGAGCGGAUACCGAGUGUUCUCCGCCAACUCCAGCCCCGCGUGCACCGAGCUGGCCAAGAAGAUCACAGAGCGUCUCGGAGUGGAGCUGGGGAAGUCGGUGGUGUACCAGGAGUCAAAUAAAGAGACCAGAGUGGACGUGAAAGAGUCUGUCCGAGGACAAGACAUCUUCAUCAUUCAGACCAUUCCCAGAGAUGUCAACACGGCCAUCAUGGAGCUGCUGGUCAUGGCGUACGCCCUGAAGACGUCCUGUGCCAAGAACAUCAUCGGGGUCAUUCCAUACUUUCCUUACAGCAAGCAGUGCAAGAUGAGGAAGAGAGGCUCCAUCGUCUGCAAGCUGCUGGCAUCCAUGUUAGCUAAAGCCGGACUAACUCACAUCAUCACCAUGGACCUCCACCAAAAAGAGAUCCAGGGCUUCUUCAGCUUCCCGGUGGACAACCUGAGAGCUUCUCCCUUCCUCAUCCAGUACAUCCAGGAGGAGAUUCCAGACUACAGGAACGCCAUCAUUGUUGCAAAGUCUCCGUCAGCCGCCAAAAGAGCUCAGUCCUACGCCGAGAGGCUGCGACUUGGACUGGCAGUGAUGCACGGCGAGGCCCACCAGCUGGAGUCCAACGUGGCCGACGGCUGGCACUCUCCCCCGUCGUCCCGCACGACCACGGGACACACCGGCCUGGAGCUGCCAUGCAGCAGACAUCUGGCCCCUUUCCCUGGGAUAGAGCUCCCAAUGAUGAUGGCGAAGGAGAAGCCUCCCAUCACUGUUGUUGGAGAUGUAGGAGGAAGAAUCGCCAUCAUUGUCGAUGACAUCAUCGACGAUGUGGAGGACUUUGUUGCGACAGCAGAGAUCCUGAAGGAGCGAGGCGCCUACAAGAUCUACGUGAUGGCCACGCACGGGCUGCUGUCUGCAGACGCACCGAGGCUAAUAGAGGAGUCUGCGAUCGACGAGGUGGUGGUGACCAACACCGUCCCUCACGAGGUGCAGAAGCUGCAGUGUCCAAAGAUCAAGACUGUGGACGUCAGCAUGAUCCUGGCUGAGGCCAUCCGCCGCAUCCAUAACGGGGAGUCCAUGGCCUAUCUGUUCCGCAACAUCGCUGUGGAUGACUGAGGCAACACACACACACACACACACACACACACACACACACACACAUCUCACACACUCACGAUGACCAAGAACCAAGUUUACUGCGAGUGUGGAGUCGUUCCUGUUUGUUCCACCUGCAGCAGCACAGACUGCUCUGUCCUCUCAUGAAGCUCCUCAUCAUGUUCUCCAUCUGACUAAUAAAAUCCUUCUUGGGUGAAUAAA